Molecule: messenger RNA, 1773 nt
Organism: Penicillium crustosum
Lineage: Eukaryota; Fungi; Ascomycota; Eurotiomycetes; Eurotiales; Aspergillaceae
Gene: aspB
Product: septin AspB
Exons: 4
Coding region: 1-1377 (458 amino acids)
Biological process (GO): cytoskeleton-dependent cytokinesis
Cellular component (GO): cytosol; septin complex; septin ring
Molecular function (GO): GTPase activity; GTP binding; molecular adaptor activity
Source: RefSeq, a predicted model, not a curated record
AUGUCUUCACCACCUGCGAGCAGCUCCCCCGUCGCGUCUCCGGUCGCGUCCCGGGACUCUGCCUCUCCCAACAACGGCCUGGAGUCGCCUUUUGUCGAACGCAGCAACCCCAUGGGCUCCGGCAUCGCCCAAACCGUCAGCUCCCGCGACCCCAAGGCCGCAGCUCAGGCCGCUACUGACAUGAAGAACGUCGUCCGCCGCAAGCUGACUGGCUACGUCGGUUUCGCCAACCUGCCCAACCAGUGGCACCGCAAGAGUGUCCGCAAGGGCUUCAACUUCAAUGUCAUGGUUGUCGUCCACCCUCGUGAACACCCUGUUCAACACCUCGCUCUACCCCCGAAGGAGCGCACCGGUCCUAAUGCCGAUAUUAUCCCCAAGACCGUGUCUAUCCAGUCGACCAGCGCCGACAUUGAGGAGAACGGAGUACGUCUCCGCCUAAGUGUGAUUGAUACCCCCGGCUUCGGUGACUUUGUCAACAACGAUGACUCCUGGCGCCCAAUUGUCGAGAACAUCGAGCAGCGCUACGACACCUACCUGGAGGCCGAGAACAAGGUCAACCGCAGCAACAUUGUCGACAACCGCAUCCACGCCUGUGUUUACUUCAUCCAGCCUACCGGCCACUCCCUGAAGCCCCUGGACAUCGAGGUGAUGCGCCGCCUGCACACCAAGGUCAACCUGAUCCCCGUCAUUGCCAAGGCCGAUACAUUGACCGACGAGGAAGUCGCCCUUUUCAAGCAGCGUAUCCUUGCCGAUAUCGAACAACACUCCCUCCAGAUCUUCGAAGGCCCCCGAUACGAGCUUGACGAUGAGGAGACCAUUGCUGAGAACCAGGAGAUCAUGUCCAAGGUUCCCUUCGCCGUUGUUGGUGCCAACUCCGAGGUGACCACUGCUGACGGUCGUCGCGUCCGUGGCCGUAGCUACCCCUGGGGUAUCAUCGAGGUCGACAACGAGGAGCACUGCGACUUUGUCAAGCUGCGCCAAAUGCUGAUCCGCACCCACAUGGAGGAGCUCAAGGAGCACACCAACAACUUCCUGUACGAGAACUACCGGUCCGACAAGCUCACCCUGAUGGGUGUUGCCCAGGACCCCAGCGUCUUCAAGGAGGUCAACCCUGCCGUCAAGCAGGAGGAGGAGCGCGCUCUGCACGAGCAGAAGCUGGCCAAGAUGGAAGCCGAAAUGAAGAUGGUCUUCCAGCAGAAGGUCGCGGAAAAAGAAAGCAAGCUCAAACAGAGCGAAGACGAACUCUAUGCCCGGCAUCGCGAGAUGAAGGAUCAGCUAGAUCGCCAACGCGGAGAACUCGAGGACAAGAAGGGUCGCCUCGAGACCGGACGCCCCGUCGAAGAGAAGGGCAAGCGAAAGGGUUUCUCGCUUCGCUAAUGUCCAUGUCCCUCCCAUUGCUUUUGCCUCUGCCUAUACUUCUGGCAACUAACUGAUCCCACUCUCGUUCCCUUUUUUUUCCUUACACUUGUCACCCAUCACACUCCCUCACCAUCCCAUAACGCAACUGCUUUCUCACUGGAUGGGCCCGCGCACCGAAAAAAGAAUGGUGUUUUUUUUUCUUACCGAUUGAUUGAUAAUACGAUCCUGCGAGGGUCAGCCUGGGACCUUUCACUUCUUGUGAUGUACUUUUUGCUACGCCAUAUCUUGUCUUGCCGCUUUUUCUGUGUGCCCUAUUACCCGCUCAUUUCGUUUAUUUUCUUAGUGUUUGGGACAUUUGGUUGUUUGUUCGCCGCCUGUCCGUGUGUUAGUCAAUUCAGCGCUUCAGCUUUAGAC